UGAAAGGUUUCACCGGAUGGUGCAUUAGUGAGUGGCAGCGUGGUGAGAGCGGCUGCUGCAGCCUGUCCGGCUAUUAGAGCCACACAUAGUCCUGCACGCAGGAGAAUUUGUAAUACUACUGUAUAGUGGAAAUCUGCUGAUCAUUUUCCACUCCUGAGCGGCUGUCACGGACCUCUGCAGACUGUAGUGAUAAAGAAGAAAGAACAGAUUGUCAAAGUCACCGUGUGCCGCCUUCUUUUGGUUGCUGUGAGGAGGUGACUCCAGAAGGCAUGGUGCUGUGAUAUACCCGGUCCCUCUGACAGCGUAGGGCCAGCGGACACACGAACGGCUCUGUGAUGGAUAAUGCACAUACUAAGACGGUGGAGGAGGUUUUGGGGUUCUUUGGUGUAAAUGAAUCUACAGGUCUGAGCUGUGAGCAGCUGAAGAAGAACAGAGAGAGAUGGGGACCCAACGAAUUACCAGCUGAAGAAGGGAAGUCACUCUGGGAGCUGGUGUUGGAACAGUUUGAGGAUCUGUUGGUUCGAAUCCUGCUGCUGGCUGCAUGUAUCUCAUUUACCUUGGCAUGGUUCGAAGAAGGUGAGGGGACAAUCACAGCCUUUGUUGAACCCUUCGUCAUACUCCUCAUCCUCAUAGCAAAUGCUAUUGUGGGCGUAUGGCAGGAGCGUAAUGCAGAGAAUGCCAUUGAAGCUCUUAAGGAAUAUGAGCCAGAAAUGGGCAAGGUGUACCGACAGGACAAGAAGAGCAUCCAAAGAGUCAGAGCCCGAGACAUCGUUCCUGGAGACAUUGUGGAAGUUGCAGUUGGAGAUAAGGUCCCGGCUGACAUCAGGCUGACAUUCAUCCGUUCCACCACACUCAGGGUGGACCAGUCCAUUCUGACCGGGGAGUCUGUUUCAGUGCUCAAACACACCGACCCUGUACCAGAUCCCAGAGCUGUCAACCAGGACAAGAAGAAUAUGCUGUUCUCGGGUACAAAUAUUGCGGCUGGUCGAGCUAUUGGAGUUGUAGUGGCAACAGGAGUGCAGACAGAGAUCGGGAAAAUCCGAGAUGAGAUGGCCUCCACUGACCCUGAAAGGACCCCACUGCAACAAAAACUGGACCAGUUUGGAGAACAGCUGUCCAAGGUCAUCAGUGUGAUCUGUGUGGCUGUGUGGGCUAUCAACGUGGGACACUUUAAUGACCCAGUCCAUGGAGGCAGCUGGCUGAGAGGGGCUGUUUAUUAUUUCAAGAUUGCCGUUGCCCUGGCUGUAGCUGCCAUACCAGAAGGGCUUCCAGCUGUCAUUACCACCUGCCUCGCACUGGGAACCAGGAGAAUGGCCCGAAAGAAUGCCAUCGUCCGCAGCCUGCCAUCAGUGGAGACGCUGGGUUGCACUUCUGUUAUCUGUUCCGACAAAACUGGAACAUUAACCACUAAUCAGAUGUCAGUCUGCAGGAUGUUUGUUGUAGACUGUGUGUCAGGGGAGCGCUGCAGCCUGAGCGAGUUCACAGUGACUGGAUCUACUUAUGCCCCUGAUGGGGAUGUUUACAAGGAUGGCUCAGUGGUGAAGUGCAGUCAGUAUGAAGGCUUGGUGGAGAUGGCCACGAUCUGUGCACUGUGCAAUGACUCAUCACUUGACUACAACGAGUCCAAGGGUGUGUAUGAGAAGGUCGGGGAGGCAACAGAGACUGCCCUCUGCUGUCUGGUGGAGAAAAUGAAUGUGUUUGAGACGGACCUGAGAGGACUGAACCCCGCUGAGCGAGCCACCGCCUGCUGUUCUGUGAUUAAGCAGCUGAUGAAGAAGGAGCUGACACUAGAGUUUUCCAGAGACAGAAAGUCCAUGUCUGUCUUUUGUUCAUCCAAUAAACUCACCAGAUCUGCCUCUGGAGCCAAGAUGUUUGUCAAGGGAGCUCCAGAAAGUGUCCUGGAGCGCUGUAAUUACAUUCGAGUCAGCGGCUCUGCUCGCGUGCCUUUGAGCCCAGUUGUUCGAGAACAGCUCCUGUCCAUCGUACGGGAGUGGGGGACGGGCCGAGACACGCUGCGAUGCCUUGCAAUGGCAACAAGAGACACACCUCCUGACAUCCACAGUCUGAACCUGGAGAACUCAGCGGCCUUUGCUGACUAUGAGUCGGAACUGACAUUUGUGGGCUGUGUAGGCAUGUUAGACCCCCCAAGAAAAGAGGUGCUUAGUGCGGUCCGAAUGUGUCGCCAAGCUGGGAUACGAGUCAUCAUGAUCACAGGUGACAACAAAGGGACCGCGCUUUCUAUCUGCAGGAGGGUGGGCAUCAUCACAGAGGAGGAAGAAGAGCAGGAUGGUGCAGGGGUCAUCGGGGGCCUAACAGGGCGGGAGUUUGAUGAGCUCCCCCCCCACUUGCAGCGUCAGGCUUGUCUGACAGCCCGCUGCUUCGCCCGAGUGGAACCGGCCCACAAGAGCCGCAUAGUGGAGUACCUGCAGAGCCUGAAUGACAUCACGGCCAUGACAGGUGAUGGGGUGAAUGACGCACCGGCGCUGAAGAAGGCAGAGAUUGGCAUUGCUAUGGGCAGUGGCACAGCAGUGGCCAAGUCUGCCUCUGAGAUGAUCCUGGCUGAUGAUAACUUCUCCACCAUUGUAGCUGCCGUUGAGGAGGGCAGGGCUAUCUACAACAACAUGAAACAAUUCAUCAGAUACUUGAUAUCAUCCAACAUAGGAGAGGUGGUCUGUAUUUUCCUAACAGCAGCACUUGGCAUGCCUGAAGCACUGAUCCCAGUUCAGCUUCUAUGGGUCAACCUGGUCACUGACGGAUUCCCAGCAACUGCUCUGGGCUUCAACCCUCCAGAUCUGGACAUCAUGGCUCGUCCUCCUCGCUCCCCCAAAGAGCCGCUCAUCUCCAGCUGGUUGUUCUGCCGCUACCUCAUCAUCGGCUGUUAUGUGGGAGCAGCCACUGUAGGAGCUGCUGCCUGGUGGUUUAUGGCAGCCCACGAUGGACCCAAACUUACCUUCUAUCAGCUAUCCCAUUAUCUGCAGUGCAGUGAAGGCCAUGCUGAGUUUGCUGGUGUGCAAUGUUCAGUCUUUGAGUCUCCUUAUCCAAUGACUAUGGCUCUGUCUGUGCUGGUCACCAUUGAGAUGUGCAACGCCUUGAACAGUCUUUCAGAGAACCAGUCCCUGCUAAAAAUGCCCCCCUGGUCAAACCCGUGGCUGGUGGGGGCCAUCUGUUUGUCCAUGGCACUGCACUUCCUCAUUUUAUAUGUAGACCCACUGCCGGUGAUAUUUCAGAUACGCCCGCUGUCCUGGACUCAGUGGGUGGUGGUGUUGAAGAUGUCCCUUCCUGUUAUCUUGAUGGAUGAGGCCCUCAAGUUCCUAGCCCGCAACUAUAUUGAGCCAGGAAGCCACAUCCAGACUUUAGAAGAGGAAGAGGAGCUGCAGAGGGCAAGGGCCAGCAUGGGAUUGGUCGGUGAUGUGGUGACAAAGCUGCAUCAGUCAGUAAAGGGCAUGUCCUGGUCAUUCAUACUGAUCUCUGCACCGCUGGUGAUCUGGAUCUUCAGUCUGGACUCUGACAUCACCAACAUCUUCUGGGAGUAACAGGGGAAUAUUGGUGGGCUGCAGGAGAACUGCAGAACACGCUGAAAGAAGAGAAAAAAGAAAAUUGAGUAUUGGGUGAGGCGUGGUUAGACAGGGAAAUGAGGCAUAAGCAAAGAUAAUUAUUUUUAUGAGAUAAAACAAGGACGUGAAGGAUGAGGAGAGAAACAUUUCACCAACAGACAAUCAGAGAAAUCAGCAGAAAAAGUGUGAGGCAGUUUAAUAUGAUUAAUAUUAAUAAAGGUGAUAAAUGUAGCUGCUUUGCUUUUAGUUCACAUUUCCCUUAAAUAUCACUGCUACCUACACUGUACUGACACCUACAUCAGCUUUCUGACUUGUUGCCAAAUCAGACCUAGUAACAAACUCAGUGUAAAAUGUAAUACAGCUCAUCAGUGGUUUCAUUAGUGAGUUCUUUCUUUUUUUCUUCCAAAGAGUGCUAUUGAUUUCUGAUUGACUUGUGUAUGUUUAGAUAUGAUUUAUUCAUUCACAUACUUGAAUAUAGAAAGGCAUAUUUGUGUUUGAGGUUUGUUGCAUUUGUGUAGUUUAGAGUGAGAGAGGAGCAUCUGGUGGUCUGUAGUGGACCGUCUGUCGGUCUCUGUUUGCCUAGGUCACUCAUUCAAGUUUAUAGGUCAGUCAGAUGUGUCUUUUCCUCCUGUUGGUAGUUCCUCAAAGUUGAGACAAUUUUUGGUUUAAGUAUCCAUCGAUAUUCCCUUAUUUUGCCUGCCUUUGCUGUAGGUUUCACUGACAUUCCCUGGUCUCUGGCCACUACAAUGCUGCUACCCUCUUCCUGUGUGUGUGUGUGUGCCCCUUUACUGUAAUGGCAUGCUGAUGAUGUACUGAUGGUACAAUGCUCCACAGCACUUUUAUGAGGAAACAAGUGGAUUAGAAACACAGCCAGGCUUUCCAUCCACACUGUAAUUCAAGUAGUAAUAAUAUGUGCUCCUACCUGUGGGUACAGCAGAAUCAGUCAGCUGGCUGCUUUUAUAGUCUUUACGCUGCACUGCUGUCAGGACUUCCUCACAUGAAACAAAAUCAAGCUCUUGGCCUGUGAGCAGUGUUGGCACAUUUUCAGAAUGCAUGCCAAUGCACGUCACACAUUUCUUGCUUUAAAAAUUUUAAAGUUCAUCCUGUAGAGAUGCAUCAUAUUCCUGCAGCCGGAGGUUAAAGUGGGACACAUUCCCUGAGGAGGGUACACAGAUUUACUGUAAGAGUUUUAUGUGGCUAAACCUGCAUCAGUAAAGUCUCUUCUGGCAUCUCAAACCUUUAUUCUGAUAGACGUACAGCUGAGUGUCCUCUGUUGUCUUUCCUGUUGAUUGUUGCUGAAGUUGACGAGGCGCUCGCUGGCUCAUCCUGAAAGCAGACUGAAGCAAGAAUGAGCUCUUCACAGCUGGAUGAAUGAGACAAGUCUGUUAGAUUAGUUACGGAAUGCUGAUUAUAUUGAUACGAUGUUCAGGGUUAGGGUUCGUUUGGAUCAAUUUGGUUCUGGAUGUUAGGGAUUUAAAGCCCUGCUCAGUACACCAAGUGGCUUUCUUUCAGUUCUGUACUUCCUUCCUGCCCCACAGAAGCUGUCUCUGUGUCAGUGGACUGAAAUGACAUCACAUGGAGGAUUUCAGUAAACACAGAUUUGAAAUGACACAGUCCCACAGGACAGACAGCAAAUGUGACAGUGAAUGAGUGUUUGUGUUUUUGUCCAGUGAUUCCAUGAAGGAAUUUCUUUUUUAUUUAAGUUUUAUUAACUGUUGUGUAACACAUGCAGCCCUCAUGAGGAGUGUCAUUACUGAAGGGGAAGAAGAGUUGGAGACCUAACAUUUUGACAUGAAGUUUUAUGUGAACCAAAACACGUUGGAUGGACUCUCUCUUCUUAUCGGCCCCCGAAUGAGCAGAAGAAAAAUGGAUGGGCAAAAAAAUGAACUCAGUCCAGUGUCACCAAAAACAUGUUGCUAGCCCAAACUCUUAACGAGUUUUUCACGUAAUUAUAUUUUUCUUUUUCUUUUUUUUCAACUUUAUUCUUGUAAUUUUAUGACUUUUUUCCAUUUGUCGUGUUAUUGACAGUAGAACCUAUUUUUCUGUUCCUGUGAAGGAGGAGGGCAUGAACCUGUUUGAGGUGUUCAUCACCGCGGCUCAUUGUUAUUUAUUUGCAAACACUUUUUUUGUGUGUGUGUUCUUAUUAUUAUUUCAGUUUGUAGUUUUUCUCACAAUAGGCCAAAAACUGAUUUUAAAAGACUAAAAUUGUAAUUGCUCCCGUUGUUCUUUAUGAAAAGGAAUCCUGGAUGAGUCAGUACGGCAGAUGUGCUUCUUAUUUUUAUUUGUAUUAUUUAUUAAUGCUUUAUUUUUCUGCAGAUGGUCCAGACCAAUGACAGUCCAGCUCUUAAAAAACUUUGUAUCAACUUUGUUUAGUCUGUUCUGUGUUAAUAUUGGUAUUCUUCUCUUUCUCUCUCACUGAAAUUUUAGCUUCAUACAUCAGAUCCUUUUAAAGAUAGAUUUUGGUUGUUUUGUUUUUUAAAUGCUCCAUGAAGCCACUUCCAAAAAUUAAAGGAACACGUUUUAAUCAGCA
This is a messenger RNA of Archocentrus centrarchus (flier cichlid), 6084 nucleotides long. Its product is annotated as sarcoplasmic/endoplasmic reticulum calcium ATPase 2. Bases 336 to 3533 code for a protein of 1065 amino acids. Gene Ontology annotation, molecular function: P-type calcium transporter activity; ATP binding; ATP hydrolysis activity. Gene Ontology annotation, biological process: calcium ion transport. The record is from RefSeq and is a predicted model, not a curated record. Gene Ontology annotation, cellular component: membrane. NCBI's taxonomy places the organism in Eukaryota, Metazoa, Chordata, Actinopteri, Cichliformes, Cichlidae. The transcript is spliced from 25 exons.